AUGAAAUGCAAAUACCUAGGAAUCCAGAUUUCUGGAUUUGGAGACUUAGUAACAGAGCAAACAACUAGAUCCCAAAGAAUAGCAACAUGUUUGAACGAAACCAUAUGGCGAAAUAAACAUAUCGGAAUAGAAGCCAAAUUGAGAAUAAGCAAGGCUACAGUAAGACCCAUAAUUACCUAUACCGAAGAGACACGGCCAGAAACGGAGAGAACCAAAAGAAUGAUGGGAACAGCAGAGAUAAAAGUGCUACACAGGAUAGCCGGAAAAACCCUUUUGGACAGAGAAAGAAGUGAGAACAUCAGAAGAUUGUGCAAAAUAGAUCACGUCAACGAAUGGGUUCUAUCAAGAAAGGAAAGAGAAUGGAAUGAGCACAUAAGUUGUAUGGAUAACAACAGACUGGUCAAGAUAACGCGCAAUAAAUCCCCAUUGGGCCGAAAGAGUACAGGCAGACCCAGAAAAAGGUGGAGCGACAACCUUGAGGCAGGAUAG
Messenger RNA from Diorhabda sublineata, 489 nucleotides. RefSeq lists its product as uncharacterized. The transcript has a single exon. The record is from RefSeq and is a predicted model, not a curated record. The coding region runs from base 1 to 489 and encodes 162 amino acids. Lineage: Eukaryota; Metazoa; Arthropoda; Insecta; Coleoptera; Chrysomelidae.